AUGGAUAUUUAUCGACCUUUUCGACUUUCAAUUAUAGGAAGAAAACAGAGUGAUGAUGGCUUACAUUUAUGUUUUAUUGUUCAAGGAUCUAGAAUUGAUUAUCAGUGGCGAGCCAAUAUCGUGUUUGAAAAUUUCGUAAUUUGCUAUCAAAAACUUAAUUCUGAUCUUGUUUAUCUUCCAGAGCUGCCAGUGACCGAAAUCUAUUCCUAUGAGCUAAGUCAUUUAGAAAGCAUUCAAAGACUUCUGAAUAAAUUGUUUGAAGAGAUAGGAAACAGACCAGACAUCAUGUCUCAUCCUUUGAUAGAAGAAUUCUUCUCAGUUCCUCAAGAAGCAAGGGUAGUUUCAUCAACCCCAAGUCUAACACACAAUUUUCAAGCUUCAGAUAAAUUUUCUGUCUCAGGGAUCGCUUGCAUCCCUAAAGAAAAAUUAAUUUUGGCUUCAUUAGAAGAUGCAUCAUAUCUUCCACAAUUAGGAAAAUUAUGAAGCUUAAUUGAACCUCAGGAACUUGGAGAAAUCAUGUUUAUCGGAAGAGACUCAGAUUUAUAUAUAAUUAAUGGUCAGCAAUCAAAAGAAAACGUGACAUGCUGCUUUUGGCAUGAACAAAGCUCAGAAGCAGUUUUUGGGUUUGAGUCUGGAAGUAUUGCACUUUGUAGUACCAAUCGUAUAUUAACCCCAAAUUCUCAAGGCACUUUUGACAAUGAAAAAUUAAAUUUUGGUGAAAUUAAGCUGUCUAAACUGCAUGGAGCAAAAGUUGUGUGUAUAAGGGCAAUUGAUAAUUUAAUCAUAUCAAUCAGCGUUGAUAAUUUUUUGAAAGUUUCUCAGUGUAACUGUUAAACAGCCAUCAAUGGGCAUCUUGAACCUGUAGGAGGUGGGAGUUUACGACAGAGACUUGGAGAUGCGAGACUUAUUUCGUUAGCAGUUGAUCAAAAAUCUAAGAAAAUCUUUUUGGGAACCAGCAUUAAUCGAAUUUUGAUUUAUGUAUUGCCAAGCCCGUCUCCAAAAUAUCUUGAAUCUAUUACUACCAAGAACGAUGGACCAAUAUCUUGUAUUGAUGUGAGAUGGGGGUAAUUUUAAAUCAGAAAUAUUUUUGUAGGGGAUGGAAAUGAGCUAAUUAUUUAUCCAAAUUGCCCAAAUACCAAACAAUCUGCUAUCUUUCAGCUGCCAGAAGAGAAUGGGAAAGUUGUGAAAUCAAGAUAUCUGGUAGAUCAAGAAAAAAUCAUUGUUGGAUUUUCUGUAAGAAAUAAAUAGAAUGGAAAUAUUAUAAUAUGGCACAGCAUUUCUGGGAGAAUUUUAAGUGCAUUUAAAGCUUGCGAUUCCGAAAUAACCGAUCUUGACAUUGAUGAAGAAGAAAACAUAUUGGUUGUAUCUUCAAAACUUGGUGAAAUUAGAGUUUUUAAUUUAUAA
Messenger RNA from Blepharisma stoltei, 1404 nucleotides. Lineage: Eukaryota; Ciliophora; Heterotrichea; Heterotrichida; Blepharismidae. The record is from the annotation of a GenBank genome assembly.